This is a messenger RNA of Aspergillus glaucus CBS 516.65, 1805 nucleotides long. RefSeq names its product translation initiation factor eIF-2B subunit family protein. The record is from RefSeq and is a predicted model, not a curated record. Gene Ontology annotation, molecular function: S-methyl-5-thioribose-1-phosphate isomerase activity. The transcript has 2 exons. Bases 51 to 1652 code for a protein of 533 amino acids. Lineage: Eukaryota; Fungi; Ascomycota; Eurotiomycetes; Eurotiales; Aspergillaceae.
GCGGGUCAUCCCACCACAUCUACACAUCAACCAUCGUGCCAUUGUCGGAAAUGGCAACACCAAACCCAUCCCAGCCUCCCACAAGACGCGCCGUUGUCUCUUCAUUUAUCUUCAAAUCCCCGGAUGAAGGACAGAAAAAACCCCAAGUUGCGCUGUUCCGGCGCAGUGACAAAGUGAGGACAUACCGCCACCACCUAGCACCAAUCUCCGGAAGCAUCGACCCCAACGAAUCUCCUCUCGAAGCAGCAUGGCGUGAACUUUCCGAAGAAACCUCUCUCAACUCCACCUCGUUAUCCUACUGGCGCACCGGCAAGCCGUUCUCCUUCACGGACCCCUCCGUUAACCGCGAAUGGACCAUCCAUCCCUUCGCUUUCCAUCUCAAGGGCACCAGCGAAGGGGGAUUAGGUGAGAAAGCAAUCAAAACUGAUUGGGAACACGAAGGCUGGCAAUGGUUCGACCUGGACAGCAUAGUCGACAAUGAAGAGUUCGGAGGUGUGCCGCGGCUGCAUGAGAGUCUACGCCGGAUUUGGUUCGAGGGCGAGAUGAAUGAGCGUACGGCAGAGGUGCUGGCGGCCGGAUUAGAGAGGUUGCAGAUGGAUCAUCAGAGCGGGUCGCAGGAGUUGACAGCGGUCGCCUUGACGGUGUUUCGGGACGUUGUGCAGACGCGUGAUGGAAUUGAUGACGAGUGGUGGACGAUGGUGCGCAUGGCUGCGUGGCAUUUGGGAAAUAAUGGCCGCGAGAGUAUGGGGACUUCGAUCACGAAUGCACUUAUCUCGAUACUGGGUGAUAUCGACGAAAUACGGCAGCAGCAGACGAACGAGGAAGCGAAAUGGGACCGUAUACUUGGGGCAAUCGACCACCACCUGAGUGAGCGCAAGUGUCAAGCGAAGAAGAUCAAAGACGCUCUUGUCUCGUAUCUACAGUCGAACUGCUCCUCAUCGGACAACCAGCAGGAGAAGAACAGGAUCACUAUUAUGACUGUUUCCGCCAGUUCUACCAUACGAGACAGCAUCCUAGACGCCUUUGGAACUCUGGAAAACGUGAAAGCCCUUGAGCUUCGCGUCCUCGAAUCCCGACCUCUCUACGAGGGAGUCACUAUCGCAUCCUCCCUAUAUUCCCAAUUCAAAUCCCGAUUCCCAGCAUCCUCGCAGAACAAAAACCUCGAAAUCAAGAUUUACACCGACGCCUCCGCCGCCAUCGCCGCAACAGACGUCGAUUUCGUCCUAUUAGGCGCAGAUCGCAUUUCCCCUACCAAAGGCAUCAGUAACAAAACCGGCUCUUUACCCGCUAUCCUCAGUGCAAAGCACGCUCAGCCCUCGGUCAAGGUAAUUGUGCUAAGCGACUUGGAGAAGAUAGGACUAAAUGGGGAGGAGUCGCAUUCACUCCAGGAAGAGAACGAUCUGAUGGAGGUUGUGAAUGGGUGGAAUAGUGAGGGCGUCAAGGGCCUUUCUGUCUUGAAAGACGGUCUCAAUGCAAGCAAGGCUAAUGAUAGCAAUGCCCGCGUGGAAGUGAAGAAUGUAUACUUUGAAUGGGUUCCGUUAGCUCUCGUGGACGCUUUGGUUUGUGAGCAAGGUGUCCUGGAUAAGGACAGCAUUCGGGACCAGUCACGGCGACUGGGAGGAGAGAUGAAGCGGUAUUUUGGUGAAUUAUAGAUCGGAACCGAGCUUUCAAGACAUAUACAAGUGGUGAAUACUGUUGGACGCCAAAGUGAAUCCCCCGUGGUCAAAAAUAUUAUCCUCGCUUCCUUUCUUCCAGUAGCGGACUUCCAUCCUAUAAAGCACCAAUAUAGCAUAUGGCAACCAAAG